Molecule: messenger RNA, 1765 nt
Organism: Oncorhynchus mykiss (rainbow trout)
Lineage: Eukaryota; Metazoa; Chordata; Actinopteri; Salmoniformes; Salmonidae
Source: RefSeq, a predicted model, not a curated record
UUAUUUCUUACUGUUAUUUUUUCCUUAUCUAUUUUUUACUUAACACUUAUUUUUUCUUAAAACUGCAUUGUUGGUUAACGGCUUGUAAGUACGCAAUUCACUGUUCAGCACAUGCAAAGAAUAAAAUGUGGUUUGAUUUGAUUUGAAUUGAAUGGGAGAAAAUGUAUCUUUUCUUUCUAUCAGUAACUCAGGGAUAAAUAGAGAGGCAGAGCUCAGAGUUUGUCAGAAGGCGGACCUGACAGGGUCACACACAGGACCAAGCAGGAGCAGGACCUCAGCAUUUUUACUUUUUAAUACAAAUGGAGAAACAUGAAGAUGUUCAAUACUGUUUUCAAGACAGAAACUCUUCUUGCAGAAAGGCUCUGCUGUCAACAUCUAUCUACAUAACACUGUACAUCUUCUUCUCAUUGAUUUCAGCAGUUACAGUAUUUUUGAACGUACUGGUGAUCAUCUCAAUCUCUCACCUCAAGCAGCUCCACACUCCAACCAACCUGCUCAUCCUCUCUCUGGCUGUGUCAGAUCUCCUGGUGGGACUGAUUGUGAUACCAGUAAUGACUGUAGCAACAAUGGAGUCAUGCUGGGGUUUUGGGGAAUAUUUCUGUGUGUUUCAUGCCUACUUUGCUUGUUUAUGUACUUCUUUAUCUCUGGGCAAUUUGGUCUUGAUAUCUAUUGACCGCUAUGUUGCUGUGUGUGAUCCCUUACUGUACCACUCUAAAAUAACAAUAACAAGAAUCAUGUGUUGUAUAUCCAUUACCUGGUGUUGUUGUAUCAUAUACCGUGCUGCUAAUAUGCAGUUUUUUGUAAAUGUACAGGUACCAAGUAGGUGUUUGAAAGAAUGUUUUACCGUUGAAGGGUCAAUCUGGGUUAAUAUCACUGACCUUGUUAUUACAAUGGUUGUCCCGUGCUCUGUUAUUGUAACACUCUAUAUGAAAAUCUUUGUGGUGGCCAGAUCACAGGCCAAAAAGGUGUUUUCAAAAGAGGCUGCCAGUGUGUCUGGUGGUAAAACUGUACAGGCAAAUAAGUCUGAGAGAAAAGCAGCAAAAACUCAAAUAGUUGUUUUCAACUAUUUCAUUUGUUGGAUUCCAUCUCUAUUUAGUUUCUUAUUUUUAUCUAUUUUAAGUGAUUAUUUAUUAUCGUAUUUGAUAAAUUUUCUGGCAUUUGUUAAUUCCUUAAUUAAUCCAAUCAUUUAUGCAUUCCUUUAUCCAUGGAUCAAAGUGACAGCUAAACAUAUUUUAUCUCUGAUCUUAAGGCGUUCAUAGUUCCUGUGUUUUUAUUCCCUAGUUUGACAAACAUGGGUUUGAUAUAGUUUUGUUAUACAAUUGUUGAAUGUAUUUCUUUCAUGUAACAAUACACUGACAUGACUUAUCUCAGUGUUUUCAUCAUAGGUACCUGUUGUUUUGAUACAGAAUGAUUUGGCUGGAUUGAAUAGGAAUGAGUUGGAGAAGGCAUAAGAAGGAAUAAGUUUGUUUUAUAAAUGACAUUGUAGUCAUUUUGGGUUGUAUAUUCCAAAUACCAAAGUCUGUUGUUGUUCCAUGUUAUUUAAUGAUAAAUAGUAUGUAAGUGUUCUAAUAGUACAUUUUGAGAACGUCAUGAGUCAUUACGUAUGUUUAAAAUCACCCUCUAGUGGCUCAAUUGGGAUACAACGCCUUCAACAAGUGUAGUAAAAAGUAAAUGUACAAUAUGCAUGAUAUCAAGAUAACAUCCAAGUCUAUCUCAAUGGUGUAUUGUGUAAGUAGUUAAUGGUCAAAUUUAAGAAUAUGCAAUU